CGCCCCUCCGCGUUGCCCGCCCGAGCCCCGCUUUCCCCCGCCUCCCGCCGCCCAGCGCGGGUCGCCGCCGCGCCCUGCCAUGAGCGCCCCGCCGCACUGAGCAGCACGCGCGGAGCCAUGCCGGGCUGGAAGAAGAACAUCCCCAUCUGCCUGCAAGCCGAGCAGGAGCGAGAUGAGAGUCCUUACACAAAGUCUGCAAACCAGGCAAGGACACCUGAUGGAGCACUGUCUGUGAGGAGACAGAGUAUUCCAGAGGAAUUCAAGGGCUCGACGAUAGUUGAAUUAAUGAAAAAAGAAGGCACUACCCUAGGGCUUACAGUAUCGGGUGGAAUCGACAAGGAUGGGAAACCGAGAGUAUCUAACCUUCGUCAAGGAGGAAUCGCUGCUAGGAGUGACCAGCUGGAUGUAGGUGACUACAUCAAAUCUGUGAAUGGCAUCAACCUGACCAAAUUUCGCCAUGAUGAGAUCAUCAGUCUGCUAAAGAAUGUUGGCGAGAGGGUUGUUUUAGAAGUGGAAUAUGAGCUCCCUCCAGUCUCUGUACAAGGAACAGGUGUCAUCUUCAGAACUGUGGAAGUUACCUUACAUAAAGAGGGGAACACUUUUGGGUUUGUGAUAAGAGGUGGAGCACACGAUGACAGAAAUAAAUCUCGUCCUGUUGUAAUAACAUGUGUUAGACCCGGAGGGCCUGCUGACAGAGAGGGCACAAUCAAACCUGGGGACAGAUUGCUGAGUGUUGAUGGGAUCCGACUACUUGGAACAACACACGCUGAAGCUAUGAGUAUUCUCAAACAGUGUGGACAAGAGGCGACUCUGCUGGUCGAAUACGAUGUCUCAGUAAUGGAUUCAGUUUCAACAGCAUCUGGACCUCUGCUUGUGGAAGUUGCCAAAACUCCUGGUGCUGCUCUUGGGGUUGCACUGUCCACUUCGAUGUGCUGCAACAAACAGGUCAUUGUCAUAGACAAAAUCAAAUCUGCAAGUAUUGCAGACAGAUGUGGUGCAUUACAUGUAGGAGACCAUAUUCUGUCCAUUGAUGGCACCAGCAUGGAGUACUGUACACUGGCAGAAGCAACGCAGUUUCUUGCUAAUGCAGCAGAUAAUGUGAAACUUGAGAUCCUUCCUCACCACCAGACACGGCUAGCACUGAAAGGCCCAGAGCACGCAGCUUUGGUGUCUUCAUCCUUCUCUCCUACCUCCAUGAGUGCAUACAGCCUGAGUUCCCUGAACAUGGGGACCUUACCUCGCAGCCUCUACUCCACCAGCCCGCGUGGGACAAUGAUGAGGCGGAGGAUGAAAAAGAAGGACUUCAAAAGCUCCUUGUCUUUAGCCUCUAGCACUGUUGGUUUGGCUGGGCAGGUCGUCCACACAGAAACCACAGAAGUAGUGCUGACAGCUGACCCCAUAGUAGGGUUUGGGAUACAGCUCCAGGGUAGCGUGUUUGCUACUGAGACCUUGUCUUCUCCACCUCUCAUUUCCUAUAUCGAGUCUGACAGUCCAGCAGAAAGAUGUGGAGUCCUGCAAAUUGGAGACAGAAUAGUGGCAAUAAACGGUAUCCCAACAGAAGACAGCACUUUUGAUGAGGCCAAUCAACUGCUCAGAGACUCCUCCAUCACCAACAAGGUCACUUUGGAAAUAGAAUUUGAUGUUGCAGAAUCAGUUAUACCAAGCAGCGGAACAUUUCACGUAAAGCUACCAAAGAAGCAUAAUGUGGAACUUGGCAUCACCAUCAGUUCUCCAUCCAGUAGAAAACCAGGGGACCCUCUAGUUAUUUCUGAUAUCAAGAAAGGAAGUGUUGCUCACAGAACUGGGACACUAGAACUGGGUGAUAAGUUGCUUGCAAUAGAUAACAUCCGACUUGACAAUUGCUCAAUGGAAGAUGCUGUUCAGAUCCUUCAGCACUGUGAGGACCUUGUAAAGUUAAAGAUCCGCAAAGAUGAAGAUAAUUCUGAUGAACAGGAGAGCUCUGGAGCAAUUAUUUAUACUGUUGAGCUCAAGCGCUAUGGUGGACCUCUUGGAAUUACAAUCUCUGGUACAGAAGAGCCUUUUGAUCCCAUAAUCAUUUCCAGCCUUACAAAAGGAGGAUUAGCUGAAAGAACUGGGGCAAUCCACAUAGGAGAUAGAAUCCUAGCAAUAAAUAGUAGCAGCCUGAAAGGAAAGCCUUUGAGUGAAGCCAUUCAUUUAUUACAGAUGGCAGGAGAAACUGUCACCUUGAAAAUCAAGAAGCAGACAGAUGCUACCAGUCCCAAGAAAUUUUCUGUCCCUGUGGGUCACAUAACUGAACUGAGUGAUGCUGAAGAUGAAACCUCUGCUGCACAGAAAUCUGGCAAACUCUCAGACAUCUAUUCUGCUACAGUCCCAAGUGUUGACAGCGCAGUAGAGUCGUGGGAUGGCUCUGGUAUUGAUACCAGCUUUGGAAAUCAAGGACCCAGCUAUCAGGCUUCAGGAUACAACUUCAAUGCCUAUGAAUGGAGGAGUCCUAAACAGAGAGGCAGUUUGUCUCCUCCAAGCAGACCACGAAACCACCCAUUUCAUGACACAGUACUGAGUGAUGACGAAUGGGACCGACCUAUGGCAAGCAGCACAGCUUCCAAGAACAUGUGGCAACAGAAAGAGACUGAGACGCUGGGAGAGAAUCAAGAAAAUCACUUAAAGCAAACUUCUGUAGAAAGGUCAGGAGGAGAGAACAUCAGGAGCAUGAAGAAAGAGAGCAAGCUGUGGAAAGGUGCCUCUGGUGGGCAGAGGAAAGUUGGGGGACAGCUGGAAGAGUGGAAUACUUCCAGCUUCGCAGGUACCCAUGAUAACACCGAGGCCGACCAGGAGGAAAACUUCUGGUCUCAGGCUCUGGAGGAUUUAGAGACCUGUGGCCAGUCAGGAAUUCUGAGGGAACUAGAGGCCACAAUUAUGUCAGGAAGUACACUGAGUUUGAAUCAUGAAAACCCACAGCCUCGUAGCCAGCUGGGAAGACAAGCCAGCUUCCAGGAAAGAAGCACUGUAAGGCCACAUUACAGUCAAGCUUCUCGUAGCAACACAUUGCCAUCAGAUGUGGGGAGAAAGUCCAUGGUUAUGAGAAAAAUUAAGCAAGAAAUGAAAGAAAUCAUGUCACCAACUCCUGUGGAGUUACACAAGGUAACUUUGUACAAGGACUCUGAUGGAGAAGACUUUGGGUUCAGUGUCUCAGAUGGUUUACUGGAAAAAGGAGUGUACGUUAAAAACAUUCGGCCAGCUGGCCCUGGUGAUCUGGGUGGUUUAAAACCAUAUGACAGACUUCUACAGGUAAACCACGUUCGUACCAGGGACUUUGACUGCUGUCUGGUUGUGCCCCUCAUCGCAGAAUCUGGCAAUAAGCUGGAACUGGUUAUCAGCAGAAACCCCCUGGCAUCUCAGAAAGGAAGCUCAGACCAACAGCCUUCAGCAAGCGGGGAGUGGAGUGAUCAGAAUAAUGCCUUUCUUCAACAGACCGAGCAUGCUAGCGUGAAUACAGACACACGGGAUCCCACAAAUACAUUAUAGCAGAAAAUCAUUCUAGUGGGACAUUUGGUAAUGAAAGACAAUUAUGGUGCUAAAUCCCUUUAGGAUUUCUCUGAGGAUAAGCUCAGACACAAUAUAGCACUAAAAAGCACAGGAGGUCAGUCUGUCCGUCUCAAGGCUUAUAUUAAUUCAUGAUCGCUUUUUUAAAAGUUUAAUUCUUUGUUAAGUCAUUCCAUUCUAAACAAUCUACCAUUAGCAACGGUAUGUAAGGGCCUUUUUUUUUUUCCCAAAACAGGAAACUGGGGAGGUGUUUACACGUGGUAUAAACUAAACAGUCCUUUCCCUUCAGCAGCAGCAGCUGUUUGAGGGGAAAAGCAUGGAGUUAACUUCUAACAGCGGUGUCCAGGUUACAGGAUCUUUAAAAGCAUUUUAUCAGGAAGCCACCAUCUGCUGGCUGAGGAAGGAUGGUGUGCUGCACCCUGUGCUCUUGUUCACUGCCUGGAGCUGUCAUUCUGGGGACCUGCGUUCUGCUGGCAAGCAGGGCACACUCUGCAGACAAAGCACGGGUUAGAUUUUUAACAAAAUGUUUGUAGGAAGCUGCAGCAUGCGGUGAACAUUGCUCCCCAACAACUGUGAUCAAUUUUAUUAGGUCAUAUGUUAUUACUCCCUAUGCAAUGAAAUUUUUAAUGAUAGGUCUUGCAACCUGCAAGGCUUUUUCAGUAGAGACUUUUUUUAGUGGGAUUAAAAACCUCUGAAGGAGGAUUACUGAUGAGAGUAAAACUGAAAUGAGUUCAGACAAAUCAGAAAGGUUUUAAAAGAAAAUUGAUUUUUUAAAACAAUAGCAGCGGAAGAUUGAUACAAAAGGUCUUUAAUGAUCCAUAAACCUGUCGACUUCUUCUGUUCUAUGUGAGCUUUUUAAGCCAAACAAUUUCUUGAGGGGACCAGCGUCCCAUUUAAAAUGCUUUGUUUUCAGCCUUCUUUAUGAUAAACACCCCCCCUACGACAUGUUUUUAGAAUUUAAAAAACUGUAAAUAUAUUUUACAAACAUCACAGAUUCUCUCCUCUCCCCUCAAGCAAUAAAAUACUGCCAGUUGCUUUAUAUGCUCACCAGCAGCUGCUUUGGUUUAUUCCAGUAUUCAAGUCGUUAUUGGUAAUUAUUGUUCUUGGUGAAUAUAAAGAUACUGGGUUUGUACAUUUGUAGAGUCACCACAUCCAAGCAAUCACCCUACAGAGCUGUUUCUGGUCAUUUUAAACUGUUAUCUGUAUCCCUAUUGCUGUUUCCAAUACAUGAACGAGCUCACCUGCCCCACGCACACAGCCGUGUCUCAUUUAUAUUUCAGCACUGCCACAAAAGGUCAGAGUAACAUUCAAUGCUGAAUCAUGUAAAAAAAAAAAAAAAAAGCC
Numida meleagris (helmeted guineafowl) is the source of this 4869-nucleotide messenger RNA. RefSeq names its product glutamate receptor interacting protein 1 (gene GRIP1). Gene Ontology annotation, molecular function: nuclear glucocorticoid receptor binding. The coding region runs from base 118 to 3507 and encodes 1129 amino acids. NCBI's taxonomy places the organism in Eukaryota, Metazoa, Chordata, Aves, Galliformes, Numididae. The transcript is spliced from 24 exons. The record is from RefSeq and is a predicted model, not a curated record. Gene Ontology annotation, biological process: neurotransmitter receptor transport, endosome to postsynaptic membrane.